AUGGGAAUAUUCUUAUUAGUUAUAUAUUUAACACCUCUGGGAGAUUUUAAGGUAGAUCAUCAUGAUGAAUUAAUUGCCGAAGAUAUAGAAGUAGACCUUAAAGCUGAAGCAUCUUUGUUGGGAUUAAGUUCCUUUGUAGGAGUAACUCUUGAGAUAGUAGUUUUUUAUUUUGGGAAACAUAUCUCGGAAUCUACUGUUCCAGAAAUCUGCAUUAUACGCAUUUUUUGGUACAACUAUGAAUCCUUGGUUAUCUCUCCCGAUUGA
Molecule: messenger RNA, 264 nt
Organism: Racocetra fulgida
Lineage: Eukaryota; Fungi; Glomeromycota; Glomeromycetes; Diversisporales; Gigasporaceae
Source: the annotation of a GenBank genome assembly